AUGUGCCGUAUAAACUACAUCACUUACGCCUGUCUUGAGUACUGCGACACGGGAACACAAACUAAGCGGGAACACUGCGAUAUCUUCCUCGCCAUGAAAGAACCGAAGGAUAACAAAUGUAGCGACAAGAACGGCGGAAAAUCUACAUUUCAACUUUUGCAACUCAAACAGCGAUGCCGCGCCUGCGUUUCAAAGGCAGUGGCUGCGAAAGUGGCAGAGAGGAAGGAAAGAGAGGAGAGAGAGAAGGAUGCGGAGAGAAGAGGAGAAAGGGGAGAGGUUUUGAGACAGCUAAGGUUGGAGGAGGAUGAGGAUCAAGGAUUGACACCGAAAGUUAGUCAGAAUCCAUUUGCUGGUGCUGGUGUUUCUUCUGUGGAGGGUACUCCGAAGUUGCUGGUCGAGAGUCAGGGUGACUUGGGUCUUGGUAUUUAUUUCUGA
Messenger RNA from Sclerotinia borealis F-4128, 435 nucleotides. NCBI's taxonomy places the organism in Eukaryota, Fungi, Ascomycota, Leotiomycetes, Helotiales, Sclerotiniaceae. The record is from the annotation of a GenBank genome assembly.